GCAUCUCAACCAGUUGAACAUGCAACUUUUAGGGAGGCACACAAUUGGACCCAUCGGUAGUUGCAUUUGUACAUACACGUAGGCUGCUCCCCCAACAGGAAACAACGACCUGCGUGUAAGGAAGCUUCUGCUGUGGAUCCAGAUCGGUCUUAUCUGUGCGUGGCAUAAACCUGGUGCACACACACACACACACCGCCUCCUGCCUCCUGCUCCAACACUUUGUGAGCUGGAGCUCGUUUGUUGUGAACGCGUUAGAAUUAGUUUGUCCACAGAGGCUAAUUGAAGUCUGGCAGCGGCGGAAAAAAAAGUUGUUUUGUUUUCACCGCGAGAUUUUUGAAGCAGGAUUUCAGCAUGGAUACAGCCAGCGACUCACUCGGGGAAAGUAAGCCGGUGUGUCAGUGUGCCACCAAGUCUGCGGUGCAGCGGUGGUUGCCAGGUUUCCCUAUCGCUCUGUGCUUGCUGAUGUCCCUCAGCUCCAUCACCGUGUGUCUCCUCAUGAGCUUCAAGACCUUCCAGCUGGAGAAUCGACUGCAGAUGGAGAUGGUCUACCCGCCGCACGGGGCUUUUCUUAACGAGGAUGGGUCCUUAAUCCCAGAGCUGAGCACACCCAUACGGAAACUCGUGGAAGAGAAAGUGGUGGUACUGAUGCCAAAAAUGCGGACGGCAAGGGAUGUUGGCCCAGAAUGCUCCUGUCCUCCAGGGCCUCCAGGAAAGCGUGGAAGAAUGGGAAGACGAGGGGAACCUGGACCGCCCGGCAAGGUUGGACGGGAUGGAUACCCGGGUCCUCUGGGCUUGGAUGGAAAACCAGGUUUACCGGGUCCUAAAGGAAGCCAGGGACCAGCCGGACCCAAGGGAGAAAAGGGUGACCAAGGAGACAUUGGGCCACGGAUGGUCUAUCCCCGCUAUGACCAUGGCUUUCUCUCUGGAGAGCAGUCCAACAGCUUUCAGAGACGCUUUCUGAAGGGUGACCAGGGCCAGGCUGGACCCGCAGGUCCUCCCGGUCCUCCAGGCCCUCCUGGCCCCCGGGGCCCCCCUGGGAACACAGGCAAGGACGGACCCCGUGGCCCUUCUGGGGAGCCGGGUUUUCCAGGUCGUGAUGGUAAUGAGGGAGCACAAGGAUUGCCUGGGAAGCCGGGAGAAGAUGGUGAGCCAGGUUACCCUGGACCACAGGGUCCCCCCGGUACAAAGGGUGAGCCAGGUACAGCGGAAAAGGGAGCCAGAGGUAUGGAUGGACUCCCAGGAUUAAAGGGUGACAAAGGGGAGGUAGGAGAGCAAGGACCACAGGGACACAUGGGUUAUCCUGGUGAAAAAGGCACAGCGGGUUCCUCAGACAUCAUUGACUUCAAUGGGAAACUGCUAGAUGCUUUCCAGGCCAUCAACACCAUCAGCGUUUCGGGCCCACCUGGACCACCUGGAGUCCCAGGCCCUCCAGGGGAAAAGGGUGAGCUCGGUUUACCUGGUCCAGCAGGAGUUGAUGGGGAUAAGGGUCCUAAAGGUGACCUUGGUGAUACAGGAUCACCUGGUGAGAGAGGGGAGAAGGGAGAGAUGGGGCUUUCUGGGCCUUCUGGUAUUGAUGGACAGAAAGGAGAAAAAGGCGACUGCAGACUGGAUGACAACCUGGUUCAGAUGAUUUCACAACCAGGACCACCUGGUCCAUCAGGACCACCAGGAGUUCCUGGGUCACCUGGAUCCAUGGGGCUUCAUGGGAUGCCUGGUCCUAAGGGUGAGCCUGGAUUUGGGAUAAAGGGGGAGAAGGGGGAAGCUGGUACACAUGGACUCAGGGGACUAGAUGGCCAGCAGGGUCUAACUGGAUCUCCAGGUUUAGUGGGACUUCCAGGAGCCAAGGGAGAUAAAGGCAGACCAGGGGAGCCUGGACUCGAUGGUUUCCCAGGUCUGAUGGGAGAGAAAGGCGACCGAGGAGAGAGAGGAGAGAAGGGUGACAGGGGAGCAGUGGGAAAGAGAGGUCUUAAGGGCCAGAAGGGAGAGCAGGGUCCUCCAGGUUUGGACCAGCCUUGCCCUGUGGGUUGUGACAAAACUAAAGGUCUAUCUGUGGAGGCAGAGCUUUCUUCCCUUCCGGCUCCUCCUUCUCCUCCUCCUCUUCCUCCUUCUGGCCCUGAGGCCCCCUGUCCAGUGGGACAAGAUGGUCUGCCAAUACCAGGUUGCUGGCAUAAGGAGGACAUGGCGAGGCAGAAGCUCAAACGCAAGCGUCUCUCUCAACCCUGAAGGGGGGUGGGGCCUGUUGGGGAAAGGACACAUUGACAGGCAGAGAGUGGGAGGGGCAAAUUGGCCUAAAUGAAGCAGAAGAGCCAAGUCAUUCUUCUGUGUCAUACUGAACACUCACAUCCUGUUACGGAAACUCUCCAGGAGGGGGCAACAGAGAACACUGUGAUUCCACAUUCACUUGGGGAGAGAAGACACACACAUUGAAUGAUAAUGUUGUGCAUUAGCUUGGUCAAUGAUGUCACGGGCACAUAAGGAAGGAUUUACUGCACAGAUAUGGUUGAUCUCUCAUGUGGCUCUUUUGUAAAGGUUUUCACUAUUUACAUGCAUAAUCCUAACAAGGCAAAGCGCUGUUUAGCAUCUUGAAAACAUGUAUGUCGUGCGUACCCGAAAAAGAAAGAUGAAGUGAGAGCAGCUUCUUUCUCAUUUGCAGUCAGCAGUCCUUAUCAGUCUUUCCAUUUGAACAAGCCACUCAGAGGACCUUUUCUGUGGCUCACACAUACGGCAGUGGUGACUUGUGUGAUGUUUUGUUCCACACUGUUAUAUUCUUAUCUGAUUUUGUCAACCUACAUUUUUUGCAUUCCUGUGAAUUGGCAUGCUUGCAGAAUAUAUACUGUAGAUAGUGAAAACUUCAAGGCCGGAUUUGAAGGAACCAUUCACAGUAUUUGUGUUAAAUCAGUGUUUCAACCAGGGAGCCAAUCAGCUCCAACUUUAGAUUGUUUCUGUUUUAGACGGCUUUAAAACAAUUAUUGUUUAACGUAUAAUUUUCUUAAUAUUUUCCAGCGUGACUGAACGUUAACUUUUAAUCACAGAUGAAGACAUGUUUAAUUACUCUAGUCUGUUUUCACAUUGUAAGUUCUUGCUGCUGACUUAAAUGCGUGUUUUUGUUUGAACCAAUAUUAGUCAUUUAGACUGAAGGACUAACAGAAAGAAGUAUGAAAUUUAAAACAAAUGUAUACACAACUAUUGUUUUUUUCCUGUGGUAAUUAUUCCUUUUAAUUCUGCAGUACACCUCCGUUUAUAAAACAUUUUGUAUUCUAUUUUAAUUAUCACAAGAUUUAUUCUUUCUAAAUCCCUUUUUUCAGGUUGAAUAAUUUCUUGGGGCUUAAAUGCUUAAAAAAACCUUUAACAAAAAAACCCCAAAAAAAAGCUCUACUGUUCACACAUUAUGCAAACAGUUCAGCAGAAUCAGACCCAUAGACUGACACAUGAAUAAUUUCAUGUUAAUGUACAUAGAAUCAUUAUUUCACUCUGUUGACAAGUGAAGAAAUUAAAUUUACUUCAGCGGGAAUCUGUAUUUUCUUAAUGAUCAUCCAUAUGAUCCUACAUUGAUAUUAGUUGCACUUUUUGGUCACGUUAGCAUGAAGGACUGAGGAUUUGUCAGAAGGAAAACAAAUGUUUAACUCAAAGUAAAACUGGAAUAAUUUACCUAUUGCAAUUUGGUGAAUUUGUUCAAAGGGUAAUGUAAAAGUAAAAUCUAUAGGAAACAUGAUACAUUGGCUAAUUUUGUCAUUUGAAUGUAAACUGGCUCAGCUCCUGUUCAUUUUCAAGUCUAAAAUGAUACAUGGUAACUUUACUAAAGCUAUGUAGUUGUCAUUUGACAAAACAAGUCCCAGUUGGAUAAACUUUGGUGUAAGAACCUGCUCCUUUUUUUUUGUUUAACUUGAGUAUGGUUUUGUAAGAAAGAUCACUUCAUUAUAUGCAGGUAAUCCCAUUGAACCUCUACAAUACUAUGUUUAUAAAGCUGGAUUCUCGAAGAGUUUUCUAUGAAACAAAAAAUAAUAAAUGAGUUGCAUAUCAUUGAGCUAUGACAGAAUAGCUGACAAACUUUAUUUGUGAACCAUGGCGAGUGAGAUGUUAGUUUGUUUAUUGUUGGGUUGGGUUUUGUAUUGUUCUUGAAAGAAGAAUGGUUUAAAUGCGAAUCGCACAAGGCUUGGCAUUAUUUUACUGGAAGCUGAUGGUUCUCUGUCACCUUUCUUCUUUUUACAGGUCCUAUCAGAAGUGGUUUUAAAGUGUAAUGAAGUCAAUAAAUGGCAAAGUAUCUGAAUCCAGCUUGGCGUUUUGGAAUAACAUAGAUAACAGUAUUAGCUUGACUUUGUGAGAAUGUUUUUCAGUUGUGUUUUUGGUUGUAAAAGAAUUAAGCUAUUUUUGUAAUUAAUGUCAAAAUAUGUUAAACUUGAAAUCUGGUUAACUAAACAUGUAGAUCGAAAUAAACUCUGGUUUCAUGGUUUCUUGUCCAUUAAAUCAUAUGUAAUCGUGUACAGUUA
Messenger RNA from Solea solea (common sole), 4487 nucleotides. RefSeq names its product collagen type XXIII alpha 1 chain a (gene col23a1a). The record is from RefSeq and is a predicted model, not a curated record. Bases 352 to 2223 code for a protein of 623 amino acids. The transcript has 32 exons. NCBI's taxonomy places the organism in Eukaryota, Metazoa, Chordata, Actinopteri, Pleuronectiformes, Soleidae.